UUUGAUGGUGUUGUUAAAAUUGAUGGCGAGAAGGAGCAUGCCAAUGCCAAGAAGAUCCUGCUGGAGAUGGGAGAGUUCUUUCAGAUUCAGGAUGAUUACCUUGACCUCUUUGGGCACCCCAGUGUGACUGGCAAAAUUGGCACUGACCUCCAGAACAAUAAAUGCAGCUGGCUGGUGGACCAGUUGUCCACUCCAGAACAGCACCAGAUCCCGAAGGAAAAUUAUGGGCAGAAGGAGGCUGAGAAGGUGGCCCAAGUGAAGCUAUUAUAUGAGGAGCUGGAUCUGUCAGCUGUGUUCUUGCAGUAUGAGGAAGACAGUUACAACCACAUUAUGGAUCUCAUUGAACAGUACGCAGUGUCCCCGCCCCGAGAUAUCUUUCUGGGGCUUGCGCGCAAAAUCUACAAGCAGAGAAAUUGCCCGAGAGACAGCAAGGGUGGAGAGGAGGCUCUCAAUGAAUAA
Messenger RNA from Cebus imitator (Panamanian white-faced capuchin), 459 nucleotides. Its product is annotated as farnesyl pyrophosphate synthase-like. Gene Ontology annotation, molecular function: dimethylallyltranstransferase activity; (2E,6E)-farnesyl diphosphate synthase activity. The transcript has a single exon. The record is from RefSeq and is a predicted model, not a curated record. Gene Ontology annotation, cellular component: cytoplasm. Gene Ontology annotation, biological process: trans, trans-farnesyl diphosphate biosynthetic process. The annotation marks the transcript as partial. NCBI's taxonomy places the organism in Eukaryota, Metazoa, Chordata, Mammalia, Primates, Cebidae.